CUACAUCAAGAAUAAAUUUUAAUAAAUAAAAAAAAAAUUCAAAAUGGAUAAUAUUGGACGUCGUCAAUGCAUUCCAAUAAUAUAUACACGUGGAACACAUUAUGAAGUUGGAUUCGAUGUGGGACGGAAUUUUGCUGCUAUAAUUAAAGAAUUUUUGGAAACGUCACGACCAUUAAAUGACGAAUAUAUCCCAUUAUAUGAAACAAAAGAAGGUCGUAAAGUUUACGAUGAAACUUUAGAAUGUGUGAAGAAAAAUUUCCCACAAUAUAUACGAGAAUUAGAAGGAACAGCAGAAGGAGCUCAAGUUCCUUUUUAUAAACUAUUCUUAUUGCACAUGGAUGAUAUAACAACACGCACGGUACAAAAUCGAUCUGGAAAUAUUCAUCCAAGUGGCUGUUCCACAAUAUGUGUUAACCAACCUGGAGAGGAAAUAUUAGGACAUACCGAAGAUGCACUUGCUGAAGUUUUAAAUCAUUUCUAUUUUGUUUCGGCACACAUCAUUUCUGAUAAACCAGAAGGACGUUGGAAAGUUAAAGAGGAAAAAUUCACAUCCUUAUGUUAUGCAGGACAUUUACCUGGCUAUACAAUGAAUUAUAAUCAUCAUGGCCUUGUUUUUAGUAUAAAUACUUUAAGUGCACAUCGUUUAAAUUCUGGUAAAACACCACGUCAUUUUAUCACACGAGCAUUAUUAUCAGCUGAAAAUUUUCUACAAGCUCAGCAAAUUUUACGAGAUGAUGGAUGCGGAGCUGGAGAUGGUUGCUCAAUAAAUAUGACCUUUUUAAAACAGGAAGGUGACCGUCUAUUUCAUAAUGCGGAAAUGGGCCCGGCCCUACCAGAUACGAAUCAAUCACAAUUGAAUAUUUUAACUGCAAGUCCUGGUGAAAAUAUUUUCCAUUGUAACAAAUAUCUACGUUUAACAAUAAAAGAAGCUGAAGGAAUGAUAAUUGAAAGUAGCGAUGCUCGAAUGGAGACAUUCAAUAAAUGUUGUAAACCCACAACUAAACAGGAUGUUGUUAAAAUGUUAUCAGAUCAUACAAAUUAUAUUCAUCCUGUGUUUAGAGAUUGUGGUCCAAAUGAUUUUGUUAAAACUAUUGCCGUUGGUAUAUUUGAUUGUAUAAAACGUACUUGGAGUAUUUAUGCUGACAAUCCACAAAAUACAGAACCAUUAGUCGUUUUACCAAUUAUAUUAAAGGAUAAUUAAUUAAUUUAUUAAAUUGAUUUUUAAUUUUAAAUAAAAUUGUAUGUUUCAUCAUUUAGGUACCUACCGUCUGACCUAAAAAAUAUAUAAUAAAUGUACUAUUUUCACAUA
Messenger RNA from Chrysoperla carnea, 1309 nucleotides. RefSeq lists its product as uncharacterized. NCBI's taxonomy places the organism in Eukaryota, Metazoa, Arthropoda, Insecta, Neuroptera, Chrysopidae. The transcript has 7 exons. The record is from RefSeq and is a predicted model, not a curated record. The coding region runs from base 44 to 1201 and encodes 385 amino acids.